CCUGACCCAGAAACGCAUAUAUACACACACACCCAGUGUUUAUCAGGUUUUUAGAUUAUGUCCUCAUUCAGUCCUGUGGUAAACUAAAGUUGUCACUGCUAACAGGCAGACUCUGUGUGUUUUCUCACCCUUUUGACUGUGGCCUCCACCUGCAUCUGUUUUAAGCUGCAUCUCACCUCCCAAUCAAUCCAUGUGUGUACAUGAAGACUGCUUUUUAAAUCACAUUUUUUCUUUUAUCCUUCUAUAUGCAGAAUGGAUACAACUCAGACAUAGUGCUUCAUAAUGAUGUUGUGCCUUCAGCUUUAUUUGCAUGAUGAAAUCAUGUGUGUGUGUGCUGUUGGCAGCUAAAGCUUGCGAUUCAACAUCAUUGUGUACAUGACACAAAAAUAUGAAGAACAUGUUAAACUCUAAUUAGCACAGGACAGUUGGAAGUGUGAGUGCAUGGACUUUGCAAAUGUAUUUCUCACAUGUGCAACACAUAGUAUUUGUUUUACAGUCCUUCUUCUUACUUCUUCAGCAAAGAGAGAACUGGUGGUGAUGUCAUCUGCAUCACCUUUAUAGCCUCUGAACACAUUCUCCAUUCUCCAGAAAUGUUUCAUUUGUUUGAAAUUGAUAAAACUGGAGAUUUGUUGUGGAUGGAUGUUGUGGCACCUGCACGAGAAAGUUUUUGUUUUUCUGAGAUCAAUCAGUUGCACAAAUAAUCUAAAUUUUUCAUUAUGUGUUUGUGUGCAUGCAUGUGUCUGUGUGUGUCUGUGUGGCUUUUCGAGCUGUGUGUGAUGUGGGUGUGUGUUUUAGUCCUAUGUGGCUCUGAUUUUUAACUGCCGGGUCAUUUUUGACACUAAGACACAAGGGUUAAUUAAUUUGUAGAAAUCAAUCAACUUUGUGCACCAAAAAUAUCAGAUAAAGACAGUAAAGUUUCUGAAAUCUCAUAGUUGUAGUUCCGUCUCCCAGCCAGUAGGUGUCAGUAUGCGCUCUAUCAAAGCUUGUUAACUCAAUAAAAUGGGUAAAGAGUUAAAGUCUUCAUCUUCAGCUCAGUCAUCGAGCUUACUUGUGCAUUUUGUGUGUCUUCAGGGACAGUAGAAGGUGUCAUCUUGAGGCUUUUUAAACCGAAACCAUGGCCAAGGACAUGACUCUGCUGUGGGGCAGCGGCUCUCCUCCCUGCUGGAGGGUCCAGAUCAUGCUGGAGGAGAAGAAGCUGCAGGGCUACGACCAAAAACUGCUCUCCUUCGAGAAAAUGGAGCACAAGUCCCAGGAAGUCCUAGAUAUAAACCCGAGGGGUCAGCUUCCAUCUUUCAAACAUGGAAACAUCGUCGUGAAUGAAUCCUACGGUGUCUGUUUUUACCUGGAGAGCCAGUUUAAAAACCAGGGAACCAAACUGAUCCCAGAUGACACUGACCAACAAGCUCUGAUGUACCAGCGCAUGUUUGAGGGUCUCACAUUCUACGAUAAAGUUGCUGCUGUUAUCUACUAUGAAUAUUACGUCCCUGAAGGAGAGAGGCACGACUCAGCUGUGAAGAGAAACAAAGAGGCUCUGGACACUGAGCUGAAGCUCUGGGAAGGAUACCUGCAGAAGCUGGGUGCUGGCUCUUACCUGGCGGGACCGUCUUUCACACUGGCCGAUGUGGUUGUUUUUCCCACUGUUGCUAAUCUUUUCCGAUUUGGGUUGUCUGCUCAGCGUUACCCUAAACUGGGAGAGUAUUAUGGUCUGGUGAAGGAGAGACCCAGCGUCAAAGCCAGCUGGCCUCCUCAUUGGCUGGAAAACCCAAAGGGAGACGAGGACACCCUGAAGGACGUCUGAUAUUUACACUCUCUUGUUAUUGUGAUGUUCUGGUGUGGCCUCUAAUGCAAAACUUUUGCUUUUGUCUACCAAAAGCUUAACUAACAGCUUGAUAAAUAUGAUACAGCUCUGAUUUUGAUUAUUGGUGCUGUAAAAGAAAUUGUAGGCUUACUAUAAAGUUCUGAAUACAUUAGGGAAUUACAGGUGCAGAUAUGCGGUUCUUUUAUUUUGAUCCCUCUCUUGUCAAGUCUUUGACCAAAAAGUAUAAAAUGCAGGCUGUGUUCAACUGUACGUCAUUAAAUGGUUGCAGGGUGACAGCAGCAGGAAGACUGAUGCUAUGAUGACAUAACAGCUUUUGUUGCCCCCAUACACUGUGUUUAGAACUAACAUCUUCUAACAACGUCUACUAACAACGUCUGUCGACUCAUACAUGUACAUGCUACUGUGUCAAAAGUUUCUAAUGCAUUUACAGUUUCUGUGAAGUCAGUGUGCGUUAAUACAUUCAUAUCAUUUAGAAUUUCUAUGAGGCUCUCUGCAUUCAUACCACAUUAACUGAUAUAUUAGGGCUAUAAUAUCAUCAGUUUGCAUUGUAAAAUCCAAUCUCACAUCUCUUCCUCGUCCGAGUAGAAAAGGUGGGCGGAAUCUUGGAGAACAUGACCUUUGUAUUCAUUAUUUGAAUGUCAGAAGUGGGUUGCUCUGCACAAAGGUAAGUCAAAUAUCCUGCGUUGGCAUGACUUUGCAUAAAUGAAAUUGUUCAAUAUUGUGUCCUUUGCAUGAUUUUUGCAUUUUCACUUUCAUGCACAGCCUUUUGGAGACACACCAGCCAUACUGUAUGUUCAACUAUGUCACUUCAAUAAACAGUAGAUGUGUAUCAGG
Molecule: messenger RNA, 2653 nt
Organism: Amphiprion ocellaris (clown anemonefish)
Lineage: Eukaryota; Metazoa; Chordata; Actinopteri; Pomacentridae
Product: glutathione S-transferase A-like
Exons: 6
Coding region: 1115-1798 (227 amino acids)
Biological process (GO): glutathione metabolic process
Molecular function (GO): glutathione transferase activity
Source: RefSeq, a predicted model, not a curated record